AUGCAAUUUGAUCACGGAGACCCCAUUGACUGGACAGUCGAUGAGGUAGUGAAUUUUCUCUGCUAUAAUCCACAGGAACCAUGGUCUCAGUCGGCGUCUCGCGGUCCUAGGCCUGAUCCUCAGUCCUUCGAGGCUGCACUUCGCGAUAACUUUGUCACGGGAGAAGUUCUUUUGCAAGAUGUUGACAAAGCCGCAUUGCGCGAGGACCUUGGAUUGAAGGCCCUAGGUCAUAUUAGCUCCAUGCUUAGGGCAAUACGAUACUUGCAAGGGAAUUCUCCCAAAUUCCAGCGUCUCACAGGGCAUUUACGCUCGGUUGACGACCGCCAAAAUGCCUUUUCCCCAACGCCAUUUGCUUCUGUGGGAUCCGCUCCUCAAUGGUCUUCCCCCAUAUGCCAUCAGAAUAACACUACACCCGGAAAUGUAACCACACAACAUGGAAAUCUCCUGAACCCAAGCAUUGUAUCGACCCCGUUUGCCCCGGCACAGGAACCAGGCCAAGAGACUGCUUCUGAGUACACGAUGGACGAGGAAAGACCUGCAGAGGGCUCUAUUGGACAGGCUCGGCCUCGGGAGCGAAUUAUAGUCGAUGAUCUAGGGAGAAAGCGGCGAAAGCUAGACCUAAUAUCACAAGCCGAAAUUGAAAAUAUUGAGCGGGCUCCAACUCCUGCGAUGCAUCCGCAAGGCGUGAAGUGGUUUAUGGGACCAGAACGGAUGACCUACUCAGCGCUAUUUUAUUCACCCGAUUCGGACGACAAUGAUAAUUCAUUUGUAAUAGUUGGAUCCGAAUUUCCAAGAGCGCAGCGUUGUUUUGUGAACAAAGCCCUUGGGUAUAGCUACAGGCAGCGGCCGAUCAAGCUAAGCUCUGGUAAAGGUCGCACUCAACGAGCCAUGGUACUUUACGAUGUCCAGAGGGUUGUCAAGGACAGCCAAAAGCACUUCACAUUGUACACACACCAAAAUGGAGAGGUUGCAGUUAGUAAGGAAAGAAUAGAAGAUUGGCCGCAACUUGUUGGAGUGCAAGCUGGUUCUCAAGCCUCAACAAAUACGCCAAGUGUCGCUGACCCGUUCUUAUAUCUUCUUCAAAAGUAUCCAGCUCUACAAGAUGAUGAAGACAUCUGCCCUUUGUAUGGCGAUUCAGGAUCAGAAGGAGAGUUUGAUGAGGAAACCUGGCAGGAAAUCCAGGCUGAAAAAGAGGCAGUCCAGCACAAACCAACAAUUCUUUCACGAGCAGAGGUUGAAUCUGUGAUUGUGGACUGUGUCUCGGAAUAUGAGAGUCGAUGGCACGGAACUGGAAAGCAGAAGGAAGAAAUGAAAGCGCGGCGACUUUGGCUAAUGGCCAAAAAGAGCAAGAGUACUAACCAGAAGAUCAAAACUCUGUCACAAGAUGUCAGUAACCUAGAAAAGCGCUUAGGAAAAUUGCAGGAGGCUAUUUGUCGAAGCGAGUAUGCAUCAAAGUCUGAGCUACGAAAACAGUGUCAGAGUAUGGAGCAAACUGUCAUGAGCAUACAAAAGAACAAAUGGCGUGUGGUGAUUCUAGAGCGUGAAAAAUGCCCCCCAAGAGUAGCGGCUGCUCCCAGGAAUCUAUCAGCUCAGAAGUCACCACCGGCUGCAGGAGAUGAAGAGUCGCUCUAUUCCGAAUCUGACGGCUUUACUGACCUUGAUGACUUUAUUGAUGAUGAAUCCGACUCUAUUGAGCGCGUUCAGGGAAACAAUAGUGCGACACCGACUCCGUCCACAUCUGAUAGUGACAACGACAUCAUCAGUCCUUCUGGGAUUUGGCGGAACUCGAAGCGAUCCAGGAGACUCCCUUUUCGGGAAUCCAGCUCUCCUCCUUCUAGCCCUACUAACAAGGCAUCGGCCGAGUGUAUUGAUCUUACAGCAGAUUCCCCUUGUGCUGAUGAUUUAAGGAUUGAGACCCCUCCCUUGAACCCGGUUCAACGAGUAAGCUUGAGACCCACCAAGGAGACUGCUACAAUUAGAAGGAGUCCAUCUAUCUCCCCUGAACCUAUACUUGGUCCAAACUUGAGUGUUCAAAUGCCAGUCAAGCAGAAAGACAUUUUCCCUAACAAAUCCGAACGGAAGCGGUUAUCAUUGCCUGACAUUGAUGACAUUGAGAAAGUCUUAUCGAUGCCAUGGGAAGUCCCCGAAGAGCGUCGCAACCGUCGCCUACUGUUGGCGAAGCUAAUUGGUAGUUUGUCUAUUGAAGAGCGAAACCGAAUGGCGAUAUUGAUACGCAGAUAUGAAACCCAGGAUUUGCAGACGCUCGCUGGGGACGCUCUAAAUAAGCUGCGUAAGAGUAAAGAAAAGAUUCCCGGGAUGCCCAAUCCCGAAAGCCAGCUGAUUAUGCGGACUGCGUCUCUUUACAUAGCAUGGGUUAAUUGUGUUCAUCCCCAGUUAAAGGGGAUUCCGAAGAGCCAUAUUAUAAAGGCCCAAGGGGAAAUCGAGAGUUUUCCGACUUUUUUCUGGGAGCUUUGCACUCGUCUUGACGCAUUCCUUUCUUAUGACGAGAAACAAGCUUCUGAUAAAUCAGAGGAGGCCGAUGCAACAGUUCCGGGUACACCUCACAAGAAGAGAAAAAGAGAAGUCAAGGAAAAUCGAGAAGUGAAACUGAACCAAGCAAGUGCACAGAUGCGUGUUGCCUUAAAUGAAGAGCAGAGACGGAAGGUUCAGCAGAAGAUGGAAAGUAUGGGCCUCAGCAACACUGACCCAACGCAUCAAGCAGUUAGCUUUGGAGAUCCAAUAAUUUAUCUAGAUCCACAUAUUGGCAAGCGUGUCAAACCCCAUCAACUCAAUGGCAUUCAAUUCAUGUGGCGAGAGUUGUUUGAGGACGAAAAGCAACAGGGCUGUCUGUUAGCACAUACGAUGGGUCUGGGCAAAACAAUGCAAGUCAUCGCUCUCCUAGUCACUAUAUCCAGUACUGCAUCUUCCAGUGACCCAAAGAUUAGCCAGCAGAUUCCCGCCAGCUUCAAGGAUUCCAGAUUUCUUAUCCUUUGCCCUUCCUCUUUAAUUGAGAACUGGUAUGAGGAAUUUCUGAUGUGGAACCCUCCGAAUUCAAGCAUUGGCCCUAUAAGGAGACUCACAAGUUCACACGCGCCUCCAGAAAGGUUGCAGAUUGCGUCCGAGUGGGGUACGGAAGGGGGAGUUCUUAUCAUGAGCUAUGACAUCUUCAGAGCGUGGAUUUCCAACAAGAAGACUACCAAAAAAGGACAGCCUCUUUCCGAGGAGGUCCAUGGGAAGGUCUGCAAAUGGCUGUUAGAAGGUCCGAGUGUUGUUGUUGCCGAUGAAGCCCAUAAGAUGAAGAAUCCAUCCUCUGCUAUUUCCCGGGCCGCCAUGCAGUUUCGCUCAACAAGACGCAUCGCACUUACUGGAUCUCCUCUUGCCAAUAAUCUUAUCGACUACUAUACCAUGGUUAAUUGGAUUGCAAAGGACUACCUCGGAAAUUUUGUGGAGUUUAAGGCAAAUUAUGUGGAGCCUAUAGAGGAAGGCCUAUACGCAGACAGUUCUUAUACGGAGAGACGGAGGUCUCUCGUUAAGCUUCAAGUGCUCAAAGAAAUUCUUGAUCCCAAGAUUAAUCGUGCGGAUAUCACGGUGCUCGAGGGUAGUCUGCCACCCAAGAUUGAGUUUGUUCUUACUGUUCCCUUGACACAGCUACAGAAAGCCGCCUAUGAUUCAUAUGUUGCGACCCUAGUCCAAGGCAGAGGGGACGUGGGCACUGCAAAACUUUGGUCCUGGCUGGCAAUUCUGGGACUCUGUUGUAACCACCCUACUUGUUUUAGAGAUAAGCUACAAAACAGAGCAAGUGACGCACAAAAAUUGGAUAAGAGAGUGGAGGAGACCGAAGAGUUUCCCGGGGAUGAGCCCAUCACUCAAGCCGGACUUCCUGACUCGGAGAAAUUAGUCGUGGAAGAAGAGCAACUCUUUUCCACUGUUCCCGACAUGAAAGCCCUGGAGCUAUCAUAUCGGGCACAGAUUUUGGACAGGAUAAUCGACGAGUCGAUCAAUGCUGGUGACAAGCUGUUGAUAUUCUCUCACAGCCUACCAACGCUCAACUACAUUGAGCAUAUUUUGAACCGGGUCAAUCGAAAAUACUGCCGCUUGGAUGGAACGACCCCGAUUGCUGGUCGGCAAGCUGCGACAAAACGAUUCAACCACGACUCCUGGGAACAGGUCUAUUUGAUCUCAACACGUGCAGGGGGGCUGGGCUUAAACAUCCCCGGUGCCAAUCGCGUCGUGAUCUUUGACUUCUCCUUCAACCCUGUCUGGGAGGAACAGGCGAUUGGACGGGCCUAUCGCCUGGGUCAGAAAAAACCAGUCUUUGUCUAUCGCUUUAUCGCCGGUGGCACUUUCGAGGAAAUCAUGUAUAACAAGGCAGUUUUCAAGACACAGCUUGCAUUCCGCGUCGUUGACAAGAAAAAUCCCGUCCGCACUGCCUCCAAGUCCCUCCGCGAGUACCUUUUCCCAGCGAAACCAGUCCCUCAGGAGGAUAUCACUGAUUGUAUCGGGAAAGACCCUAACGUGCUGGACAAGAUCCUCGUAAACAGCGGGCCCGACAAUCCGAUUCGAAAAAUCGUCCUCAGCAAGACCUUAGAACGAGAGGACAACGACAAGUUAACGGAGGAAGAAAGACAAGGCGUCCAGCAAGCCUUGAGCGAUGAACGUCUGAAGCGGACCGACCCAAACGCAUAUCACCAGAUGAUCUGUGAACGUGAACGUGAACGACAGAGGGCUCUUGUGCAGAACACUACGAACACGACAACAGCGCUCCAGUACCCUUCCGCAUAUUCACACACAUCAUCCCAUGUGCAGUUCGAGCCUAGUAUCUACAUGAAUCCUCCACCACAGUCUCUGUCUUUUCACCAGUAUCAGCCUCAUCAUGAUCAGCAGCUGUAUCAGCCUUAUCAACCAUAUCCCCCCCCGACCACUAGGCCAUCGAUUCCUUCCAGCGCUCAUAAUGACGGCCCUCCUCCUUUGGCCCCGGAUACCAGUCUUUAA
Aspergillus tanneri is the source of this 4992-nucleotide messenger RNA. Its product is annotated as putative SNF2 family helicase/ATPase. Gene Ontology annotation, molecular function: ATP-dependent chromatin remodeler activity; ATP hydrolysis activity; ATP binding. The transcript is spliced from 2 exons. Lineage: Eukaryota; Fungi; Ascomycota; Eurotiomycetes; Eurotiales; Aspergillaceae. The record is from RefSeq and is a predicted model, not a curated record. Gene Ontology annotation, cellular component: nucleus. The coding region runs from base 1 to 4992 and encodes 1663 amino acids.